Messenger RNA from Erythranthe guttata (spotted monkey flower), 932 nucleotides. NCBI's taxonomy places the organism in Eukaryota, Viridiplantae, Streptophyta, Magnoliopsida, Lamiales, Phrymaceae. The record is from RefSeq and is a predicted model, not a curated record.
GUUAAUCACCAGAAAAGUAAAAUAAUUGUAAACAAUUUCGAAAUUCCCAACUCCAUUUUAAUUUCCGAUAAAUCAAAUUCGUCGAACUCAUGGCUUCGUUUGGGUCUUUGAAGCAAGCAAUUUUCGAUAAGCAAGCAAGAACACAGCAGUAUCAAGAUCAUAUACGAGGCCUAAACGCAUACGAUCGCCACAAAAGAUUUCUGAAUGACUAUGUUGGAUAUUAUGGCGGAGAGAAAUCUUCUCGUGAUGCAUUGCCUGUUAAAACUGAUCAAGACACUCUUAGAGAAGGAUAUCGGUUCAUAAGAAGUGAGGAAGAUGACAUGAAUCCUUCAUGGGAGCAAAGGCUGGUGAAGCGCUACUACGACAAGCUGUUUAAGGAGUAUCCUUUGCAAUGUGAUCCUUAUUUCAUUUUGGAUUUUUCUAUUUCAGGACAGUUUGCGUGCGGUAAUAAACACUGCAACGAAGUCGAGGGUUUGGCAAGCUAUGAGGUAAACUUUUCCUAUUUUGAGGCUGGAGAAAACAAACAGGCACUUGUGAAAUUAGUGGCAUGUGAGAGAUGUGCAGAGAAGCUAUAUUAUAAGAAACAAAAGGAGAAGGAACAGUUGAAACGGAAAGAGGAUGAAAAACAAAGAAGAAAAAGGGAUAGGUCUGAAAGUGACGACGACAAAGUCAUCGACUAUGGUGGAAGCAAAGAGAGGAGAAAAGGAAAGAAGGGUUCGACUUCAGCGAGUGAUUUGAAGCUUGAUGACGACGACGAUGAUGAUGAUAACUUUGACGAGUAUCUACAGGGAAUGUUUCCUUGAUGAUUAUUUAAUUACUGUUAUUCGAAAGUUUGAAGUAUUACGGUAUUUAACGAGGUAAAAUUUGGCAGCAUUUUUCUAUCGCGCUUUUCUGGUGUUGUAUUUUGAUUUAUGCUAGUUAUUUUUUUCUUA